Messenger RNA from Sapajus apella (tufted capuchin), 9686 nucleotides. It is a transcript of the gene PIK3CA, whose product is annotated as phosphatidylinositol-4,5-bisphosphate 3-kinase catalytic subunit alpha. Gene Ontology annotation, molecular function: 1-phosphatidylinositol-4-phosphate 3-kinase activity; 1-phosphatidylinositol-3-kinase activity. Gene Ontology annotation, cellular component: phosphatidylinositol 3-kinase complex, class IB; phosphatidylinositol 3-kinase complex, class IA; cytoplasm. The record is from RefSeq and is a predicted model, not a curated record. Bases 6133 to 9339 code for a protein of 1068 amino acids. The transcript has 22 exons. Gene Ontology annotation, biological process: phosphatidylinositol-mediated signaling; cell migration; phosphatidylinositol-3-phosphate biosynthetic process. NCBI's taxonomy places the organism in Eukaryota, Metazoa, Chordata, Mammalia, Primates, Cebidae.
CGACACCCAGCCUAAAAACAUUAAGUAUUUUAAGCAUAAUACGCUUUUGAAAUUGAAACCUGAAUUAAAAUAUAUAAAAUAUACAUUUGCGUAUUUUAAAGUAAUUAAGCCAGAAAACGCCUUAGGCUCUAUUUAUAGAGACUGGUAAUCCAUAGUCAAGUAGUAGUUUUCUGUACUCUGCCUUGGAAAUAUUGACUCCAAAAUAUUGUACUAGAUUUUUGUUGCCGUAUUUUCAGAUGAAUAUUAGCAAAAGGGCAUAUCCAGUGAGGGCAAAAAUGAGAUGGUAAACUAUCUUGCUUGAAGUAUGGUUGCAGGAAUUGGUGGAAAAAGACCCGGGGAAAUUCUGAUAGCUUUCAAGUAUGUGAUGAAAUAGAGAAAGCGAAACUGAGGAAAUGAACAAGAUAAUUUAGGAGUAGGAAUGUUUAGGGAUAACUUCGGAAUUAGCCCACAAAACGUUUCCUGUCAGGUAGUAAGCUCCCAGCAAUGAAAGUGCCCGCUUAAAUCUCUGUGAGAUACUUUCCUGUUUCAAGAUUUUAGCUUUACUGGCUUAAAGAACUUAGAUUGACACUGUAGGACUGUGGUUUGCAGAGGCAGGACUUGGUACUUACCCAGUUGAUACCAGGUAAUUCUAAUACAUUACAGGGAUCAGCAAACUUUUUUUCUGCAAAAUGCCAGAUAGUAAUAUUUUAGGCUUUGCAUGCCCUAUGGUCUCUGUAGCAUCAACUCUAUUGUUGCAGUGCAAAGUAUUGUUGACAUUAUGUAAACACAGUUUGUUAGCUGUGUUCCAAUAAAACUUUAUUUACAAAAGCAAGUGGUGAGUUAGGUUAGGCCAGUGGGUCAUAAUUUGACCACCCUUGCCUUAGUAAUGAAAUCUAGAAAUAGAGUUCUAAUCUAGAGAAAAGCUUUCAAUUUAGAGAUUAAAAAAACAGGUUGUCAAGAUGUCAUUGUCUUCUUGUUCUGAAAGAGUACACAUCAAGUGUUCAAAAUAGUGAAUUGCCUGAUGAAUUAAGAAGUUUUCCAAUAUAACAGUCAGAUGACAAUGGAGAAUCUGAUACUAUUUUUUAUGCUUCAUUUCUGCUACUUGUGUUGUCCUUAAAAGGUCAUUACUUCUGCUGGGCAGUACUGUCUACCCAACUGGACCGCUAAUGCAGACCCUGUCCUUACCAACAAGUUAACGCAGGUUCAGACCUUCUGAGAACCGAAAGAUUUUAAGUACUUUCUUCCUAGACACACUAACUUUUAACAGUAAUUUUAACAUCAGAUGAAAGAAGUAAACAGAAAUCUCUGGUUAUCUAGGCAUCUAUGGUCACAUAUUUUUUGCUCCUAAGGUCAUACAGCAGAGCCUUUCAUAUUACCUAUUAGUCUGUUGGUCUUUAGUUUAUAGUUUGUAAAAUGGUGGUCACGUGUCAACUCUGACUACAAGAGGAGAUGCCACUAUCAUCAGGCGGGUUGGCCUUCACUGAGAAGUGACCAUUGACUGCUAGAAAACAAGGAAAUGGGAAGCAUUCAGCAUCCUGUGGUUGUUGGCUUUAGGGUCAGAAAUGUACCUCGAAGUCUCCACCAAAUUUCUCAGUAAUCCUGAAGAGCUUGCUAUUUAUGUUUUAAUAUAGCACAGUAAUUGGUGCUUAUAAUGAGACUGUAAUUCAUUAAAAAAGUAAAUUGUGAAUUGUGCACAUGCACACACACACUCUUCUAAGAAAAUAGGACUGCUCUAUUUUGAGCAGUCCUCAAAUUGAAAUAACUUAUUUCAAUAUAUAGAAAAUGAGGAUAAGUGAAAACAGUUUAUUUACUGAGUUCCGGAUAGCAGUGAUUUAUUCGUCAGUUUGCAUAUGCGUCUUUAGUCCUGGCAUUCUGAACUCAAAACCCCAAAAGAGUGGUUCCUUGACCCUUAAAAUGUUUUAUUUUUAGUAAAUACGUUUUUAAUUCUGUGACCUCAAACCUCUCAACUACAUUAGUAUUUCAUAAUUUUACAGUGGUUUAUCCCCUCUAUUGCUUUAAAUUUAAUAAUUUCAUCUUCUUUAUCAGUAUUUAAGUUUUUCUGUAGUUUAAAGGCAUUUUUAUUUAAAAUUUCAUAUAUUCUGAUUCCUUAAUUUUAGGGAUUUUUCUCUAGACAAUUGAGAAUAUGUAAUUUUAUACUUUAAUGUUUAUUUGAUUAUAACCUACCUUUGAAAAACAAUUUUUAAAGAAAUCUGAGAGAAUUAAAAAAAUCAUUUUAAAAGCAUCAUGUCAUCUUUAGCUCAAAAUACUUCAGAGACAUUUGUUUUUUGUUGUUGUUUGUUUGUUUGUUUGAGACAGGGUCUUCCUCUGUCGCCCAGGCUGGAGUGCAGUGGCACCAUCACAGCUUGCUGCAGACUUGACCUCCCAGGCUAAAAUGACCCUCCCACCUCAGCCUCCUGAGUACCUGGGACGAUAGGCAUGUGCCACCAUACCUGGCUAAUUUGUUUGUUUGUUUUGUAGAGAUGAGGUCUUGAGCCCAGGCUGAUUUCAAACUCCUCAGCUCAAACAGUCCUAUAGCCUCAGCCUCACAAAGUGCUGGGAUUACAGGUGUGAGCCACAGCCCCCAGCCCAGCAUCUCCUUUUUACUGGUGGUGUACAACAUAAAAUUCAGAAUUCAAACUGUAGCAUGGUUUUACAUCUGGCCCCUACCUGCCUUUCACCUCUCCUUCUUUGUUACAUACUCUACCUAUUCCCAUGCACUUUAGACUCAAGUAAUAAAAACAGCUUGUAUUGCUAGGAACAGGCCGCAUUCUUUCAUGGUCUGACACUCUUGUGGCAAUCUAGAACACCUUCCUAUAGGCCGUCUUACAUUCAGAUCUUACCCUCUCUGAAAUUUUUAAUCUGUAAUAUUCUACUGAAACCUUCCCUAAUCUCAGCCUUUUCCAUUGUUCAUGUUCUGUCUUGCAACAGUUAUCACAUUGUUAAGGUUGUUUCCCCAGUGAACUAUGAGUCCCCUAACAGCAGAAGGAAAGGCAUCUUUCUUACCUUUGUUUUUGUGCCAUACUUAGCCUAGAACCUGACGUUAAGCAGGUACUUAACAAAACAAAAAAACGAGUGGAGAGAGAUAAGAAGGGAUUCCUGACACCUCAGCUGGAGAUAGCGGUAACAUUUAAGUAGGAAUCUGGGGAACUGGAAGCUGCUGGGAAAGCACCGCGCCAGCAUCUGAGUCCCCUCCAUGCUCUUCCGGGAUUGUGUGCGGGCCUUGCUGCCUUCAGCUAUCAGCACUUGAAAUAGAACUUUGUGACGCUCCUUACUUGCCUUCUCAGUGAAAAAAACAAAAACCUUUUCUACCCUACCUGGUGCCAGCACUGUAUAAUUCCCAAUAAGCUUGAAAAGAACAUGUUGGUAAUACUUUACAAGUUCAUUGCUAAUGUUUGACAUUUAUUAAGUGCUUACUGUGUGCUGAUCUCUAUGCUUAGGUAUUUUUCAUAUAUCACCUCAUCCAAUCUUUACAACAAUACAAUGAAGUAGAUGCCAUUAUUAUCCCAAUUUAACAAAUGAAGGAAAAAUGAAGUUCAGUGACAUGAACUAAACUGCCCAAGGCCAUACAACCAUUGACUAAGGGAGCCGAAACUUGAAUCUAGUGUAGAUUCAAAUUAGAGCUCAUUCUCUUAUUCACUACCAGUAAAUAUUGCAUGGCCAUAACUGAAACCCAAAUAACAGCAUGGUUAUAGUGUGGGCUUUAAGAUCAUCCAGACCUGGUGGAUUCAAAAUCCAUUUAUUGGAGGCAAGUGACUUCACUUCUGAUCUACAGUUUUCUCAUGUAAAAUGAUAAUAUCUACCUCAAAAGAGUUACUGCCCACCCAAGUACAUUGUGCAUACUAAAAAAGCAAAUGUUAGUUUCAUUUGCCAUUCUACACUUCUCUUUAUUUGAACCCUGGGGUAAUAGUUUGUACAGAAUAAGGCCUGGCAUGAGAAGACAAAUAACCAUCUGACAAAUAAGAAAGCUGUCAUUCUGUCUACAGAAUGUCAACCAGUGCCUGCCUUCCAGGAUCAACAAGGGUUUUCUUACCAUAAUCACAUUUAUUCUCUUAAUGAAAAGGGUGUGUCUUGAGUAUUUCAUAGUUAAUUACCCAUAAAUGUAAAAUAAGGAAUAAAACCAGUGAUCUGUCUGCUGUACUAACUAGGCUUCUUUCUUGGGAAUACUUAGGGAACAAAUGAGGUUCCCUGUGGGUUAUUUAUUACAUAAAGUGGUUGCUCCCAUAGCUGCACAACUGACCUGUCAGUGCCAUUCAGCAGAGAAGUCAUAAACACAGCUGCUGUUUUUGUGUGGUUUGUGGUUUUGGUUUUGUUUUCAUUUGAACUUUUUUAUGCAGCAUGUCAUCAUUUAAAAGUAGUCAUUUGGCGUUUUCCCUUGCAUUCUUCAAAUUUUUUGUAUGUUUUAAAAAACUUAAGUCACUUCUAUAAUCGUUCACACAGAUUGAUCCAUCUGUUCUUUUUACUAGCCAAUGAAUUUUUUUUACAUAUAGGAAAUAAGACAAUUAUUUUAAAUUCUAUCAUUUCAGUGGAUCUCUAAGUUUGAAGAAAAAUAGUUUCAACUAUCAAACAUAAUUUUCUUAUAUUCUUCACUGUUUCCAGUUAAUUUCUGUAUAUCCAUGGGUUGGAAAAGGCUGAAAAUUUCUGCUAUUCCUACUCUUCACAUCCUUCAUCUGUUGCAACUCUGAAGCCUACAUAAUUAUUUGUUUGUAACCAAGAAGUGGUACAACAUAAACAUCUAAUCAGUUAGGCCCUAUUGCUCUCUUUAAGUCACACGGGGUAUGAGGUGGAGGUGGAUUAAAGGGGGCAGGCAUAGAUUCAGGGAGACCAUUCAGGCCUUUGUAGUGGUCUGGACAAGACAUAGUGAUGGCCUCAUCCAGGGUACUAAGCAUGGUAGAGAUGGAAUGUCGACAGAAUGGAAAGAGAAUUAACCAAGCUUGUUGAUGGGUCAGAUGUUGAUUGGUGUGUGAGAGACAGAGAGAGGAGUCAGGGACGGCUGGUUUCCUCCCCUCUGCUUGUGUUUGUUCAACUGUUGCUCAUCUGUAAAGGAUUCAGUGUGUGUUACCUACUAUGGGAAACCUUCCCACCCCAACCUCGAUGACCCCACACUAGGUGCUUUUGUAGUCCAUGGUGGCAUGUAUUCUGUUUUGUAACUGUGGAUUUAAUUACCCCACACACAGCGUACACAUAAUCUUCAUAUUAUUUGCUUUGUCUUGUGAAGGCAAGGGCCAUGUCUAUCUUAUUCAUCAUUAGAUUCCCACACCUAACAGGGUCCUGGGGACAGCACCAAUGCGCUUUCAGUGAAUAAGCAAACUGUGUCGUUUAUAGCUGUUACCUGCAAUACCUGAUAGACUACGCAAGUGUGGUAGGUUAGCUGGACCUUCUUGAUUCAUUUCUCUAGUUUAACUUUCAUUUUUUUCUUAUUUGGUAUCUCUCAUUUUGCCUUUUGAUAUACUCUUACAGAUUUGCUCACUGAAUAAAAGAAAAUACAGUUAUAAACAGCAAUAAGUAAACUUGUGUUUUAUGGAUUUUGAUAGUAUCUUCUAAAAGAACCCCCAAGAUCGUUGAUGUCUAAAAAAAUUAAGGGCUUUCAACUCAUAAGAACAUGUAAUAGUUUUUAAAAUAUUACAAACUGGUUGGAGCAUUGCACUAACAGAGAGUCAUGAAUCUUAUUUAUAGGUAGAUUUAUUUCCAUCAGAAGUAUUAGGACUAGGUUAUUUGAGAAAGUAGAUAGAUCAUUACAAAUUCAUCAUCAUACUUCAAGGAAAAAUCAUUGAUAACACUUUAUAAUAUUGUGAAUAUGUACCUAAAUCACACUUUAAGAACAGAAUGUCUAAGAUGCCACCUAGAUAAGAAUCAACACAAAAAGCAAAAGGGAAAUUACAAAGAUUGAUUUAAGAAAGAAAAAAAGACUAAGCCAUAUAAUUUCUCAUUAUUACAGGUCGAGGACAGGCAGUGAAAAAGGAAAAGGAUUUGACUUCUGUAGACAUGGUUUUACUUAACAUAGGAGCAGUGGACCCAUGUCUAAAGGAUUCUUUCUGGCCCAAGUUCUGUGUUCCAUAAGAUAGAAGAGAAUGAUAAAGGUUUCUGCUUUGGGACAACCAUCCAUCUAAUUCCUUAAAAUAGUUUUAUAUGUAAAAUUUGCAAAGAAUCAGAACAAUGCCUCCACGACCAUCAUCAGGCGAACUGUGGGGUAUCCACUUGAUGCCCCCAAGAAUCCUCGUAGAAUGUUUACUACCAAAUGGAAUGAUAGUGACUUUAGAAUGCCUCCGUGAGGCUACACUAGUAACUAUAAAGCAUGAACUCUUUAAAGAAGCAAGAAAAUACCCCCUCCAUCAACUUCUUCAAGAUGAAUCUUCUUACAUUUUCGUAAGUGUUACCCAAGAAGCAGAAAGGGAAGAAUUUUUUGAUGAAACAAGACGACUUUGUGACCUUCGGCUUUUUCAACCCUUUUUAAAAGUAAUUGAACCUGUAGGCAACCGUGAAGAAAAGAUCCUCAAUCGAGAAAUUGGGUUUGCUAUCGGCAUGCCAGUGUGUGAAUUUGAUAUGGUUAAAGAUCCAGAAGUACAGGACUUCCGAAGAAAUAUUCUGAAUGUUUGUAAAGAAGCGGUGGAUCUUAGGGAUCUCAAUUCACCUCAUAGUAGAGCAAUGUAUGUCUAUCCUCCAAAUGUAGAAUCUUCACCAGAAUUGCCAAAGCACAUAUAUAAUAAAUUAGAUAAAGGGCAAAUAAUAGUGGUGAUUUGGGUAAUAGUUUCUCCAAAUAAUGACAAGCAGAAAUAUACUCUGAAAAUCAACCAUGACUGUGUGCCAGAACAAGUAAUUGCUGAAGCAAUCAGGAAAAAAACUCGAAGUAUGUUGCUAUCCUCUGAACAACUAAAACUCUGUGUUUUAGAAUAUCAGGGCAAGUAUAUUUUAAAAGUGUGUGGAUGUGAUGAAUACUUCCUAGAAAAAUAUCCUCUGAGUCAGUAUAAGUAUAUAAGAAGCUGUAUAAUGCUUGGGAGGAUGCCCAAUUUGAUGUUGAUGGCUAAAGAAAGCCUUUAUUCUCAACUGCCAAUGGACUGUUUUACAAUGCCAUCUUAUUCCAGACGCAUUUCCACAGCUACACCAUAUAUGAAUGGAGAGACAUCUACAAAAUCCCUUUGGGUUAUAAAUAGUGCACUCAGAAUAAAAAUUCUUUGUGCAACCUAUGUGAAUGUAAAUAUUCGAGACAUUGAUAAGAUCUAUGUUCGAACAGGUAUCUACCAUGGAGGAGAACCCUUAUGUGACAAUGUGAACACUCAGAGAGUACCUUGUUCCAAUCCCAGGUGGAGUGAAUGGCUGAAUUAUGAUAUAUACAUUCCUGAUCUUCCUCGUGCUGCUCGACUUUGCCUUUCCAUUUGUUCCGUUAAAGGCCGAAAGGGUGCUAAAGAGGAACACUGUCCUUUGGCAUGGGGAAAUAUAAACUUGUUUGAUUACACAGACACUCUAGUGUCUGGAAAAAUGGCUUUGAAUCUUUGGCCAGUACCUCAUGGAUUAGAAGAUUUGCUGAACCCUAUUGGUGUUACUGGAUCAAAUCCAAAUAAAGAAACUCCAUGCUUAGAGUUGGAGUUUGACUGGUUCAGCAGUGUGGUAAAGUUUCCAGACAUGUCAGUGAUUGAAGAGCAUGCCAAUUGGUCUAUAUCCCGAGAAGCAGGAUUUAGCUAUUCCCACGCAGGACUGAGUAACAGGCUAGCGAGAGACAAUGAAUUAAGGGAAAAUGACAAAGAACAGCUCAGAGCAAUUUGUACACGGGAUCCUCUCUCUGAAAUCACUGAGCAGGAGAAAGAUUUUCUAUGGAGCCACCGACACUAUUGUGUAACUAUACCUGAAAUUCUACCCAAAUUGCUUCUGUCUGUUAAAUGGAAUUCUAGAGAUGAAGUUGCCCAGAUGUACUGCUUGGUAAAAGACUGGCCUCCGAUCAAACCUGAGCAGGCUAUGGAACUUCUGGACUGUAAUUACCCAGAUCCUAUGGUCCGAGGUUUUGCUGUUCGGUGCUUGGAAAAAUAUUUAACAGAUGACAAACUUUCUCAGUAUUUAAUUCAGCUAGUACAGGUCCUAAAAUAUGAACAAUAUUUGGAUAACUUGCUUGUGAGGUUUUUACUGAAGAAAGCAUUGACUAAUCAAAGGAUUGGGCACUUUUUCUUUUGGCAUUUAAAAUCUGAGAUGCACAAUAAAACAGUUAGCCAGAGGUUCGGCCUGCUCUUGGAGUCCUAUUGUCGUGCAUGUGGGAUGUAUCUGAAGCACCUGAAUAGGCAAGUCGAGGCGAUGGAAAAGCUCAUCAACUUGACUGACAUCCUCAAGCAGGAGAAGAAGGAUGAAACACAAAAGGUACAGAUGAAGUUUUUAGUUGAGCAAAUGAGGCGACCAGAUUUCAUGGAUGCUCUACAGGGUUUUCUAUCUCCUCUAAACCCUGCUCAUCAACUGGGAAAUCUCAGGCUUGAAGAGUGUCGAAUUAUGUCCUCUGCAAAAAGGCCACUGUGGCUGAAUUGGGAGAAUCCAGACAUCAUGUCAGAGUUACUGUUUCAGAACAAUGAGAUCAUCUUUAAAAAUGGGGAUGAUUUACGGCAAGAUAUGCUAACACUUCAAAUUAUUCGUAUUAUGGAAAAUAUCUGGCAAAAUCAAGGUCUUGAUCUUCGAAUGCUACCUUACGGUUGUCUGUCCAUCGGUGACUGUGUGGGGCUUAUUGAGGUGGUGCGAAAUUCUCACACUAUUAUGCAAAUUCAGUGCAAAGGUGGCUUGAAAGGUGCACUGCAGUUCAACAGCCACACACUGCACCAGUGGCUCAAAGACAAGAACAAAGGAGAAAUAUACGAUGCAGCCAUUGACCUGUUUACGCGUUCUUGUGCUGGAUAUUGUGUAGCUACCUUCAUUCUGGGGAUUGGAGAUCGUCACAAUAGUAACAUCAUGGUGAAAGAUGAUGGACAACUGUUUCAUAUAGAUUUUGGACACUUUUUGGAUCACAAGAAGAAAAAAUUUGGUUAUAAACGAGAACGUGUGCCAUUUGUUUUGACACAGGAUUUCUUAAUAGUGAUUAGUAAAGGAGCCCAGGAAUGCACAAAGACAAGAGAAUUUGAGAGGUUUCAGGAGAUGUGUUACAAGGCUUAUCUAGCUAUUCGACAGCAUGCCAAUCUCUUCAUAAAUCUUUUCUCAAUGAUGCUUGGCUCUGGAAUGCCAGAACUACAAUCUUUUGAUGACAUUGCAUACAUUCGAAAGACCCUAGCCUUAGAUAAAACUGAGCAAGAGGCUUUGGAAUAUUUCAUGAAACAAAUGAAUGACGCACAUCAUGGUGGCUGGACAACAAAAAUGGAUUGGAUCUUCCACACAAUUAAGCAGCAUGCACUGAACUGAAAAGACCGAGAAACUGAAAGCUCACUCUCUGGACUCUACACUGCACUGUUGAUAACUGUCAGCAGGCAAAGACUGAUUGCAUAGGAAUUGCACAAUCUAUGAACAGCAUUAGAAUUUACAACAAGAACAGAAAUAAAAUACUAUAUAAUUUAAAUAAUGUAAAUGCAAACAGGGUUUGAUAGCACUUAAACUAGUUCAUUUCAAAAUUAAGCUUUAGAAUAAUGCGCAAUUUCAUGUUAUGCCUUAAGUCCAAAAAGGUAAACUUUGAAGAUUGUUUGUAUCUUUUUUUAAAAAACAAAACAAAACAAAAAUCCCCAAAAUAUAUAGAAAUGAUGGAGAAGGAAAAA